Molecule: messenger RNA, 1076 nt
Organism: Vespula pensylvanica (western yellowjacket)
Lineage: Eukaryota; Metazoa; Arthropoda; Insecta; Hymenoptera; Vespidae
Gene: Karl
Product: apolipoprotein D
Exons: 5
Coding region: 313-1038 (241 amino acids)
Source: RefSeq, a predicted model, not a curated record
UUUGGAUCAAGGAUAUCACACGCCUACGAGAAAAUCCUGGAAUAAGUUGGCGCCGUUUAUGAGGAUCUUACGUGCGACGUGGAGAACAAGUUGCCGAUUGAAAACGAAAGAGAAGGAAGAAUGCAAAGGGAGGAACGUGAUAAGAUAGAGUAGGUAGUAGUCAUGAGAGCUCGUUCGUUCUUCACGCUCGCUUCGUGGCCUUUUAGUAGUCGGCUGGUUGGCGAGUUUCGUUCCACGAAGAAGCGACAGUUUCGUGUGCGUGUCUCAUCGUGACUCUCGUAGCACGAACUCGAACGUGAGUGCACGAGGAGAAUGCAUCGUGUUGGAAUAAAACGUUUCGAGUUCCUCGAUUCUCUGAUCGUUCUCUCAUUGUUGUUCGCUUCUUUGAUCGGCGAUACUGGGGGCGUUUGGAAAAGACGAGAGGACAAAACGAAAUGUCCAAGAGUCAAGGGAAUACGAAACUUUGACAUAACGGAGUUUCUCGGAUCAUGGUACAUAGUGCAGUAUUAUGCUAGCUCCGAGGAAGCUCUCAUUUAUAGAUGUAUGAGAGCUGAAUUGUCCGUGUCAUCUGAAAGCGCAGAAGUUACUAUGAAUUUCACGUAUAGCUUUACCGAUGAUCCGAUCAAUGAACAACUCGUUGGUAAUAUCACAUGGAAAAUUCCUUCACCGGAGCUUCCAGCACAUUGGGUUCAUGCGGAAUUUCCCUAUGAAGAAAUAUAUAACACUUAUAUAUUGGAUUCGGAUUACAAAACGUGGGCCUUACUGAUGCACUGUGCCGAAAAAAAUAAGAGUCCCCGUUAUUUGUCUAGUUUCAUUAUGAGUAGACAGCCUAGUCUAGGGGUAAAUGUAAUUUCUUAUCUUCGUGAAAAAUUACCCAAGUAUGAUAUAGAUUUGGAGUAUAUGUUUCCUAUGGAACAAAAACAAUGCAAUCAAACGGAUAUACCGCCAUAUAGUAUAUCUUUCGUUCCUAUGUCGACGGACAAGAAAAUUAAUUCUAGCAGAAGACAUUUAUUAAAACGGAAACACAGACGACUUUAAAAUAUAAUUAAAUAAUUAAUUAUGUUUAUACACAUGUA